Molecule: messenger RNA, 1758 nt
Organism: Malassezia sympodialis ATCC 42132
Lineage: Eukaryota; Fungi; Basidiomycota; Malasseziomycetes; Malasseziales; Malasseziaceae
Gene: PXA2
Product: ATP-binding cassette long-chain fatty acid transporter PXA2
Biological process (GO): fatty acid beta-oxidation; long-chain fatty acid import into peroxisome; peroxisome organization
Cellular component (GO): peroxisomal membrane
Molecular function (GO): ABC-type transporter activity; ATP binding; ATP hydrolysis activity
Source: RefSeq, a predicted model, not a curated record
AUGUGCAUUGCUGUGCCGGCAGUACUGACCAAUAGCUUCAUUUCAUUCUUUGUCAAUUCUCUGGCCCUUUCUAUCCGCUCGCGCUUGACGGAGCUAAUCCAACACAAGUACCUUCAAAAUCUGACUUUCUACAAGCUGUCCAACUUAGAUGACCGCGUCCGCAAUGCUGAUCAGCUCAUUACGGUGGACGUGCAAAAGUUCAGUCGCGCUAUUGCCUUGCUUUAUGGCAACAUCUUCAUGCCGCUGAUUGACACGCUUGUGUACAACUAUCGACUCAGUCAGACGGUGGGCGUAGAGCUCUUGGCGGUGACAACGUUCAUCAUCCGAGCCACAACACAGAUUGUGAAGGUGCUUACUCCACCAUUUGGUCAAUAUGCUGCGAUGGAGCAACAGCUGGAGGGCGAAUACCGCUUUAACCAUGUACGUCUGCUAGAAAAUGCCGAGGAAGUUGCCUUUUACCGUGGUCAGCUAAACGAGAAGCGCCAGAUUGACCGGUCGUACUUCUCGCUCGUCAAACAUAUUAAUCGGAUCUUCCACAUUCGCAUUGGCCACAGUAUGAUGGAAGAGGGUGUGAUCAAGUGGCUCUGGGGUGCUAUUGGCUUGAUUAUUUGCUCUGGACCCGUCUUUUUGAAGAUCCCAGGCCUUUCGGGCCCGAGCCCUGGAGGCACUUCCAUGGGCUCGCGCACAGAGGUAUUUGUCACUAACCGCCGUCUGCUGCUUUCGUCUUCGGAUGCUAUGGGCCGCAUCAUGCAGAGCUAUAAGGAGAUGUCUGAGAUUUCGGGCUACACAUCGCGUCUUACCGAGCUUUUGGAGGUGAUGGAAGAAAUCGAUGCUGGUCGCACUAAGAAACGCUUGGUCACCUCCUCUGGUCAGGGUGCCAUUGAUCAAAAGAAUGACAUAUUCUCACGCCGUGGCGAGAUUAUUGAGGACAAGAAUGAAGUCACCUUCGAGGACGUCCCUAUUGUGUCGCCCAACGGUGACGUGCUUCUAGAGAAACUAAGCUUCCAUAUCAAACCAGGUCAGCAUUUGUUGGUCAUUGGGCCCAAUGGCUGUGGUAAGAGCAGUAUGUUCCGUAUUCUCGGUGGUCUGUGGCCCGUGUAUGGUGGCAAGGUGUUCAAACCCUCGAACAAGGAGUUUACUUAUAUCCCUCAACGCCCCUAUUUGUCCCUGGGUACCCUCCGCGACCAGGUCAUCUACCCCGAUACGGUCGCGGAAAUGCAUGCAAAGGGUGCAUCGGACGAAGAUUUGAUUGAAAUUCUCAAGCUUCUUCAAAUCGACAACAUUGUUGAACGAGAGGGCGGUUGGGAUGUUAUGCGUGAGUGGCGUGAUGCGCUCAGUGGCGGUGACAAGCAGCGUAUCGCUAUGGCUCGUCUGUUCUACCACAAGCCCAAGUAUGCCAUUUUGGAUGAAUGCACCAGCGCUGUUACUCUUGACGUCGAGCGCGUUAUGUACGACCACGCCACGGAGCUGGGUAUCACGAUGUUGACAGUAUCCCACCGGCCCUCUCUGUGGAAGUACCACUCCCAUGUGCUACAGUACAAUGGCCAAGGCGGUUAUGUAUUUACGGAACUUGAUGCUGACCGUCGCCUCCAGCUGCAGGAAGAAAAGCAGCAUCUGGAGCAGAAGCUUCUGCUGCUGCCCAAGUGGCAGGAGCGUCUUGAACAUCUUCGUGCUAUUCAUGACGAUAUUGCUGAACAUGCUCACGGUCACCCUGUGGUCCUAGAGGCCGAAGGAAAGGCUUCCGAGUCUACAGUCUAA